AUGAUGCACCCACUCUUCAGUGGGCAACCCACCGGAUCCCUGCCCGUACCACACCCUCACGAUACCAUGGUCGACGAACUUUCGAGGCAGAUGGCUAUUUCCCAAGCCGCCAGGAGGCUCUCGAGAGGAUCGACUGGCCAACGCUCCGGGAAUGCCAUGCGUGUCGUGAAGCCAACCAGCGCCAACAACAGCCCCCGAUCCUCUGGCAUGAUGGCUCGGAGGAAGACGCUUAUGAACGACGGUAACGCCCAACGUCGACGGCAACAGGCCCUGGAACAAGCUUCUUUGUUCUACGGCAUUGAGCAACAACAACCCGCCAAGCGAUCUUCACGGCCAGUCAGCUGGCACCCAAACACUUAUGGUCAACAACUCCAGCCUCAACUUCAGCAACCGAUGUAUCCUGUAUCAACAGCCAACCUGUACGCCAGUCAACAGGACAUGUACGCCAGCUACCCUCACCUGUCACCGAUGCUUGGGUCACACUCAUGCAACACCUCGCCUUCUUCCGCCUUCUCUCCUCUAUCACUUCCAUACCAAGGCGUGGACAACGUGCCAUUUCUGCCCACCGACGAGACGGGCUUGGCGGCGCCAGCCACUGUGCCCUAUCCAUCCAUGGCCGCUCCUCGACUUGCCCAUGAUGGCUACUCUACGGCUGACGAUGUUGCUGCCGAGAAUAUGUCAUACACCAACGGAUGGGACUGGAACACGUUCAUCAUGCACGGGUUCAACAGCACGUCCCCACCUACACCUGAGGCAUUCCCACAGGCACAGCACUCGCAGCCAGCCAUGUCUGAAGAGGCCAUCCCCUACCAGGCACUGGACGAGUCGGAAGAAGAGGGCGAGAUCCUUGUUGGCAUGGGACUAUAUGAUACUCCCGACAAGUACGAGGAGGACCCGCAACUCAACAACUAUCGAUCCACGGUGUCUUCGCUUCUAGGAUCCACUUUCCGCAGCUACGAGCCCAAGGGCAAAGGCUUGAAGCUGGAGGAGACGUGGGAGCCACCCAAGUCGGAUGAGGAUGAGGAAGACGAUGACGAGGACGAGGAAGUCGAGGAGGAUGAACAGGAGUAG
Messenger RNA from Ilyonectria robusta, 1071 nucleotides. RefSeq lists its product as uncharacterized. The transcript has a single exon. Lineage: Eukaryota; Fungi; Ascomycota; Sordariomycetes; Hypocreales; Nectriaceae. Bases 1 to 1071 code for a protein of 356 amino acids. The record is from RefSeq and is a predicted model, not a curated record.